Messenger RNA from Clarias gariepinus (North African catfish), 2123 nucleotides. RefSeq names its product zinc finger protein 207, b (gene znf207b). Bases 124 to 1311 code for a protein of 395 amino acids. NCBI's taxonomy places the organism in Eukaryota, Metazoa, Chordata, Actinopteri, Siluriformes, Clariidae. The transcript has 10 exons. The record is from RefSeq and is a predicted model, not a curated record. Gene Ontology annotation, cellular component: nucleus.
UGUAUUGUAACGCGGCCUAGAGAGCACCGCGCCAUUUUAUUCAACAGCACAUUGGUGGAUAAAGUGUUUUGUUUCUUUUAUUUUUAAGCGCGAGUUGUUUCAUUUUUAGUUUUUGAACAGAAGAUGGGAAGGAAGAAGAAGAAGCAGCUGAAGCCGUGGUGUUGGUACUGCAACAGAGACUUCGACGAUGAAAAGAUUCUGAUCCAGCACCAGAAAGCCAAACACUUUAAAUGUCACAUAUGUCACAAAAAGCUGUACACGGGGCCCGGCCUGGCCAUACACUGCAUGCAGGUGCACAAGGAAACGAUAGACGGCGUUCCCAAUGCGAUCCCCGGCCGAACCGACAUCGAGCUGGAGAUCUACGGCAUGGAGGGCAUUCCAGAGAAAGACAUGCAGGAGCGGAGACGACAGCUGGAGCAGAAAUCUCAAGCAGAAAGCCAGAAGAAGAAACAGAAUCAGGAUGACUCGGACGAGGAUGAUGACGAUGAUGAAGCCGGUCCGUCGCCGUUUCAGCAGCCGCCUGCUGCCCAGCCACAGAACGCCUACAUUCCCCCGGCUAACUACUCAGGUAUUCCUCCCAUGAUGCCUGGUGUUCCACCAAUGAUGCCCGGAAUGCCGGGAGUGAUGCCCGGAAUGCCACAUGGCAUGAUGCCGAUGGGAGGGAUGAUGCCCGCGGGGCCCGGAAUGCCUCUCAUGAUGCCAGGAGUGCCCCCAGGAAUGCCCCCUCAUGUACCCCGGCCUGGGAUUCCCCCGAUGGCUCCAGUACCUCCAGUGACUGCACCAGGUGUUCCACCCCGACCGGCUGCACCCAUCGCCCCGCCCGCCGCCUCCAAGCCCCUCUUCCCCAGCGCUGCUCAGGCUCAGCAGCCGGUUCCCAACAACGCCGAUCCUCCCAAAGCGACGUUCCCGGCCUACACCCAGCCUCCGGCGCCCUCUUCGUCCCCCGCCUCCUCUUCCUCCGGUCCUGCUAGUAGCACUGCGGCUAAAGCCGCCCCCCCAGCGGUCUCCGCUAAGCCGGCCGCCGUCUCCAGCUCCAGUGCUACCAGUAAGUUGAUGCACCCUGAUGAGGAUAUCUCGCUGGAGGAGAGACGAGCUCAGCUGCCUAGGUAUCAGAGGUUGAUUCCUCCUCGGCCCGGGCCGCCUGUAGCUGCUGCAGCGCCCCCUGGUGCACCGGUGGGGUCGUUACCUCCACAGCAGCCUCCUCUCAGACACCCCAUGCACGGUCAGUAUGGCGCGCCUCCUCAGGGGAUGCCUGGUUACAUGCCGGCGUACGGACAGGUGCCUCAGUUCCAGGGCAUGAGCCGAUACUGACACGCCCGUGACACGCCCCUUUGUUUUCUGCUGAAACAACCAAAAUGGACAGAGAGUCUCACACACACACACACACACACACACACACACACACACACACACACAUACAAACGCAGUGCGGCGCUCGCACACCCGAGGCCGAGUCUCAUGAUAGACUUUUAUUUAGUUUUUCCUGGUCUAAAGCUGUAACAGUGUCGGCGCUCACACUAAUGAUAAUAAUGAUGUCAUCACCAUGAAGACGGAGUGGAGUCGUGGGACGACGCUGGUGGAGGCGGAGCCACGGCGCAUUAUAAUCAUAAUCAUCGUAGGCGUGUGCUGAGUCAGGGGAUGGUGUGUGUGUCUCUCUCUCUUACACACACGCACACACAGGAAGCGCAAAGAAAAUCUUUCUUGUUGUUGGUGUUUUUUUUUUUCUAUUAUAAAUAUAAAAUCACUUCUUAAGUGUAGUGAGAUCAGGAGUGUGGCUGCAGCAGGAAGUUGGUGCAAGGCGUCAUUUACUCUCUGUGUGUGUGUUUGUGUGUGUGUGGAGAGAUUUGGGGUGACCCACAACUUCCAGCUCUCACCAACCAGACCGCUAACAUACCUGCCCUUUUUCCUUUUUUUUUUUUUGGUAUUAAAUCAUAGUCACAUUUCGACACAUUCCAGUGUGAGCUCUUUCAUCACAUGCCUACUUCCUGUGUGUGUAUGUGUGUGAGUAAAAGAGAGCGUGAGAGAAAAGAGUAAGUGUAUCUCAGUAAACAGUUUACAGCUGUAUCUUUGGACCUUUUUUAUUUUUGAAACAUGGAUAAUAAACUUUAGUUGUUCCUUCUUGA